Purpureocillium takamizusanense is the source of this 4009-nucleotide messenger RNA. Its product is annotated as RAM signaling network component. The transcript has 3 exons. NCBI's taxonomy places the organism in Eukaryota, Fungi, Ascomycota, Sordariomycetes, Hypocreales, Ophiocordycipitaceae. Gene Ontology annotation, molecular function: protein binding. The record is from RefSeq and is a predicted model, not a curated record. The coding region runs from base 571 to 3462 and encodes 963 amino acids.
GUUUUAGGGGGUUUCGCGUGGGCACCUCACAUGCACCUGCCUCUAGUCUCUGGAACCUCUUCUCCCUUAGUCCAUCCCGCACAUCGGUGCUCUCAACCACAUCUGGAGAGCCGCAUUCUGCACUACAUGCCCAACCCAGCCGCCGCUGGCAUCCGACAUUGACCAGGCUCGCCUUUGCGAUUCCGCUACUGCCGCCCAAUCGCCUGUCUGCUGUGCAUCGGUGGCUGUGAUUGACAGCUGUGGCGCCCUUCGCCCGUCGGCGCCGACUCGUAUCAUCGCGGCGCCAUCACAGCCCCGAUCAACCUGCGCCAGCAGCCAGACACGCUGCCUCCCGACCACAAUGCCAUCUCGCGCUGCGUCCGCCAAUCCGUCGCAGCCCCGAUCGGUUUAAACGUCCCCGGACUCGCGUGCCCUGGCUUGAGACUCGAGAAACCAGCCUUAGCGGGACAGAGGGGUCUCUGAAACACAUCCUGCCAAACCCGACCGAGCCUCCCCUUCGAUCGACCGACUUUCAGCGAGCCUUCCUUCUCAUCCGCAUCGCGCGUGCGAAGCUCGCCCACGUUCAUCGCCAUGGACCGGUUGAACCGAAUGCCCGGGCCGUCCAACGCCCAGGCAUCGUCUCUCCGGGGCCUCCCCGAGAACCCGGCUCACGGACGACGCCCGGUACCGAACUCCGCUGCCACGUCCAACGGCCCUCCGCCGCCGCUCCCGCCCAUGCCAAACCUGCGAAACGCUUCCUCCAACGCGACAUUGUCGGCCUCGAACUCGUUGACGCCAUCGCAGGUCAUUUCGCUUGCCCGCGAGGCCAUGCGGACCGCCCUCGAAAGUGAAAAGAGCCAAGCCGCGGAAGCCGGAGCCGUUGCGCCGGGGCUCCGGUCCGGCGUUACCAUUGAUUUGAGCCGCAAGAAUAUUCACAAGCUGCCAGAGGAGGUCGUCGAUGUUGUCAAAGACGAGUUGGAAAGACUUGCUUUGUCGCAUAAUCAGCUCUCCUCUCUUCCAGCCUGCUUUUCUGAGUGCACGUCGCUACGAUACCUGAACAUCAGGGGGAAUCAAAUCAAGGAAUUUCCUUUGCCGUUAUGCGGCCUGAGGUCUCUUGAGAUACUCGAUCUCGGUCGCAACCAGCUCCGGGUUCUGCCAAACGACAUUGUGAAUCUGUCGUCUCUCAAAGUCCUCUCGAUACCAAAGAACCAGAUCCGGGAGCUCCCCCUAUGCCUUGCGGACAUGGUUUCGCUCCAGGUACUCAAGCUGGAGGGCAAUCCGAUUAGCUUUCCUCCCAUGCAUACCUUCAAACCGCAAAGCGGAAGCCCACCCAACGAUGGCAGUUCAAGAGAUGCAGAGGUCACGGACGUGGCCACGACUGCGCUUAUCAAGAAGUACUUGCGCCAGUAUGCGAUCAACGGGCGCAUGGAGGCGGAGGGUACCGGCGACGAGUCUAGCGAAGGUGCCGAGACGCCACGAUUUCCACUCAAGCGAGCCGCGAGUGGCCGCUUUCCCAUCAAGAUCAGCGGCUCUGAUGGUAGCGAUAUGCGGUCGCCAAACGCCACAUCACGGCCACCACCCAUUCCCUCGAGAUCCCACUACCGGGGCCUAUCGCAACAAAGCACCUCUGGCCGUCGGCCUGGGGUUAUGCCAUUGACCAUUGGCAACGUCAACGAGAGGCUUCGCAGCAACUCCGAAUCGUUACUGCGGUCUGACAGGCCCGACGGACGGAAUCGACGCAUGGGCGUCGUAACGAGGAAGACGUCGGAGCUCGGGACUCUGGACGAGACGCAGGCCAAUGUGCGAUUCAGCCACUAUCGGGGCUUGAGCCAUGGCUCAGCGAUGCAGGGCAACCCACCUGUUGCCAAGAGCCCCGCGACACCGACCGAGCCACACAUGCAGCAUCCCACAUACAUCCGGCGGCUCUCGGUUCUCCCCGAACGCCGACGCGAAUCGAAGAUCUUCGACCCCAUCAUCGAAGCGGCCAAGGGCAUUCUCUACUCUGUGUUCCAAAUACACCCGAUGAUCCAAGCACUCAUGACGCUGACCAACGAUGGGUCUGCGAAGAGGUCGAGCCUGGAGAUUGUAGUCUACAAUACUAAUUCUCACCUUUUGGAACUGGAGGAGGAGGUUCAAAAACAUGACGCAGCUGUGGCCGAGGGCGAUGAGUACGCCACAUGCGAGAACGAGCACAUCCUGCGCGCAUGCCAGACUCUCGUCAGUGCGUACGGACAUGUGUGCACGCUCCUGGCGGACAACAUCGAUACAUUUGUGGACAACGGAGACGCCCGUUAUAUCCGGACGCUCCUGAUGUGCCUUUACAACAGUAUCAUGGAGCUCCGCGUGACCCUGGCGUCAGUCACGGCCGAGCAGGCCAAGCCCCGGCACUGGACGCAGCAGAACUUGGACAACGCCCAUAACACUAUACGCCCCUAUCACCGCGAGCUCACUGCGACUCCAACUGCGGAGCGACCAGGUUUUGCGCGACACCGUAAUGGUACGGUCGUACACAACCCUGCGAAUCUGAGAGUGGCGACAAACGUUCCUGUCCCGCAGCUCAAUGGAGGCGGUCGGACUGCGAUCAUGACGUCGGCGACUCCUCGUUCGGGCGAGCCGUUCCCGCCCAUUCAUAGCCGGGACAUCAGCAUCGACUUCUCAGAAGACGAUGCACAAUUCGACCGAAUUUACCUGUCUCUUCAGAAGUCGAUCGACGUGGUCCUCCGCACCCUGCCCAACUUCCAUGUCCAGUUGACGGGCGGCUUGCGGCAUGCCGUUGCGCAUCGCGCCCCGGCCGCAGCUCUAGGACAGUGGAAGGCGUUGCUCGGCAGCGUCAACGCGACAAUACAGCAGACAGAGAUUUUGCGGAACAAGCUGUCGAUGAUCAAGCUCAAAGAUCCCAAUGCUAGAACUCAACUUGGCCUCUGGAGCCAAUGUUUCGAAUUCGUCGACGCGUGGCUGGCCAUGUUGUCCCUCCUCAAGGCUGGGACCAACGCGAUCCCGCUGCCGCCGGAAACGAGAACCAAGUUGCGACCGGUGCAGCAGAGCAUCAAGGAGACGACCAACGCCAUUACGCAGUCACCGUGGCAGUACCUGUUCCAGCGCGAGAAUCAGGCUCGCUUUGGCGGAAUGUAUUCGUCUCAAAGCGCCUCCCCGACGCAGGCGCAACUACCGAUCACCCCGCAGAGUGCAGCGCUCGGUCCGGCCAUGCAGGCGACGGUUCCAACGACGCCUCAUAGCGCGGCCUUUGCCGCUGCCUUCCAUGGGAAUGUCUUUGAUCGAGCAGACGCGCUCAUCGCCAACCCGGGCAUUUCCAUGUCGCGGAGCGGAACCAUGACCCGGGGUCACUCUGGCUUCAACUCGCUGUCGUCCAUUUCGUCCAUGUCGUCGGAUGGCAACGCGCCGCCGCCGUCGGCAGCCUUCAGCCCCAACAGCGGACUGGGGCUCGUGCCUCCACGCAUGAACGGCAGCAGGGUGGCUAUCUAGUCUGGUGAAAGGUAGCUUUUGGGGGCUUUUGCUAUCUCGCUCACGAGAUGGCCUCGAUUAGAAGGGUGCUUCGUCUACAGGCAAACCCACAUUUGAUACGACGACACCGAGAAACAGCGCAAUGUAGUCAUGGGGCGUUUUCUUCGGUUCUUCUCUUGGUUUAUCGCUUGUUUUUUUUUUUUGUUUAUAUGGCAUAGCAUUGGAGUUUGGGGACCCGGACGUUGUUGUUGAUGUUAUUCCUCCCUCUUUGGGUUGUAGGUUGGAGAUGCGUGCUGGCGAGGAGCCAAGUCGAGCGGACUUACAGCUACAAUUGUACAUGUCGCGGCACACGGCUGGGUUUCGCGCUUCUCAGUGGGCUGACCGGAUGGAUUGGCACGGGUAUACAUUGCGCACGCGGGCAUUAAAGGACCAAAAGACGGUUGCGGGGAAUGGGCUUCAUGGAGGCGACACUCGAGGAUGCCGGGUGGCGUCGUAACUUAUAUCAUUGCUAGAUUUUUGGGGCAGAUGUAAUAUCCAGAUAGGCCAAUUGAUGCUGAGUAUGUGUAAC